AUGCCGUCUCAAAACAUCAACGAGCCAUCUCAAAACAUUAACGAAACAAUUGCAACUCUCAGGUCAGCAGCAGAAUCUGUUACGGUUCGGGUUCUAGAGGAGACGGCAGAUGAGCAAGCACGGGUAAUUCAAGCCAUGAGAUCAACAAUCUCUGCCAAAGAUUUACGUAUUCAAAAACUUAAUCGAAAGGUUGCAAGACGUGACAAGAGUUUGGAUAAACUGAGAAAACGAAUAGAGCGCUUAAAUACCGCAUUUUCGAAGCAAAGUUGGUCGAAUUUCGAAGCAAUUGAUGUUGGGACAAAGCAUGAUGAGAGGAUGAAGAUUUCGAGGGACAAAGUUCCAACUUCAGCAGAUGGGCUCUGUACAAAAUGUGGAAAGAAUUUCUCUCGUUUAGUUAAAGAGAAUAAACAAUUGAGGGAUAGAUUACAUGAGAUUGAUGGGUUGUGCAUAAGACUCAGAACUGAGUGCAGCAAGAUGGAGAAUAAAAUCAGAGGACUCGAACAGGAUUUAGUUAUGAUUAGAGGGAAGCAGUAA
Molecule: messenger RNA, 534 nt
Organism: Sclerotinia sclerotiorum 1980 UF-70
Lineage: Eukaryota; Fungi; Ascomycota; Leotiomycetes; Helotiales; Sclerotiniaceae
Exons: 1
Coding region: 1-534 (177 amino acids)
Source: RefSeq, a predicted model, not a curated record